Messenger RNA from Entrophospora sp. SA101, 1194 nucleotides. Lineage: Eukaryota; Fungi; Glomeromycota; Glomeromycetes; Entrophosporales; Entrophosporaceae. The record is from the annotation of a GenBank genome assembly.
AUGCCUGAUUUUUUACAUCCAAUGGUUAGAACACAAUCCGAUUGUAAAAUUGUCAAGAAUAAUGAUCUAACUAAUAAUUAUUUAGUAAACGAUACUGCAAAUACAAUUCAAGUUCAAUUUUCAUGCGGAGUUUCUAACGAAACAAUUUGUAAUAAUGCAAAGUUAGGAUUUGAUAGAGCAGUAAAAAUUUUUCCGACAUUUUUAGUAUUGAAGGCACCCAUAAUUUUAAAAGCUGUAUUUGGUGACUUAUGUCCAACUUGCAGUGCCGGUCCUUCUAGAUUUAUUCCAUUAAAUGAUACUGAUAAUAUUACUCGUCUUUAUCCUCAAGCACUUGUAAAACAAUUAAACUUACCUGAGGCACCUGAGUUUUUAAGUGUUGAUAUUAUUGCAGGAUUUAGUACAAGAGCAAAUUUUUGGUUUGAAGGAGAUCCACCAAUCGGAGCAACUCAAGUAGACUUUGUAUUGGUGGUAAUGCAUGAAAUUAUUCACGGUUUAGGACUUGUUCAUACAUGGAGAGAUCAUUUUAGUCUGUCUGCUUUAUCGCCAAUCCCAGUUGUCAUAAAUAACACUCAAUCAUUCAAACUGCUUGGAUUCGUUGAAACAGUAUUUGAUAAAAACAUGAUACUGCUACAACAAGGUUCACCAACGAAUGUUACAAGCAUGAGCAACCUCACUGUGGAGCUCAAUAAGUUUUCCGGGAUCAAUAAAACUUAUCCUAGCUAUCUAGAAUUUGUAACUGAAUGGACAAAUUCAAGCCAAUACCAGAUAACCAAAGAUAUAUUUACGGCCGCAACCACACCUCAAGACGUAGCAUUUUUAUCACACACUAAUACACAAAUUAUGUUAGAAACUGCGAUACCUUAUACUCCUGGUUCAACGUUAGGACAUUUAAGUGCCAUAAGUUUUAAUAAAACUGCAGAUUUGAUUAUGUUAUGGAGAGCAAUUCGUGGUGCCACUGUAGAAUCAUUGAGCCAAUUUAACGGUGGAUAUCAAGGAGGUCCAAUAGGUCCAAAUAUAAAAUUGCUAUUGGAAACGUUGGGGUAUACACUUCAGGAAGGUACACUCUCGCAGUCAACUGUAACAGAUAAACCACAAACAGUUCCAAACAAUACAGACAUUAGCAAUAUUUCAAUUUCGUCUAAAAUUUCGCAGAAUCGCAUAGAUUACAUACAUAAUAAUAACAUAGCAGUAUAG